Molecule: messenger RNA, 1866 nt
Organism: Klebsormidium nitens
Lineage: Eukaryota; Viridiplantae; Streptophyta; Klebsormidiophyceae; Klebsormidiales; Klebsormidiaceae
Source: the annotation of a GenBank genome assembly
CUGGGACGUCCUAAACAUAUAUAUAUAUCCACGAAGCCAGCAGCUGCAGCAAACGGUGGGGGAUCAGCGCUGAGUCAUCAUCGAGCGACCCGAUUCUAUAUAACAUCCAGCAAUCCAGGCGACUCCGGAUCAAAGCCGAGGGAUGCACCUGAGGCUGAUUGUGACGGGAUGGGAUUUGGCUGUGUAUCCACCCUGCCAGCUCGUUGAUCCGUUGAGAUCUUGCAUGCCAGUGAGUUGAAAGAUCUGAUCCUGUUUUGAAGCUCUAAGAUCAGACUUCAAAUCUGAGAGAGUCUCUAGUGAGGAUGCUAAAUAUAACCAGCUUCAACAUUGCAUACAUGAAACUAUGAGGAUUGGUUCGACUUCCAAUGCUUGAUGACUGACACCAUGAAUCGCUCCGCUGCAAACGUCAGCCCUAAAUCGCCGCUUGAGAUUUCCCUUUCUGAGGACUGGCUGCGGCAACCUGUCAUCGUUGCUGUUAUAGUACUGGUGGGCUUUUGUGUCUUCGUGGCCAUUCCGUAUAGCAUGGGAGGGUUGGAGGGCGGAGGAGCCGGCUACUCAACAGCGAUUUCAACUCACUCCGCUGUGCGUCAAGGGCUCCACAUGCUGGCGGGCAGAGGGUUUGACGUAAAAGCGCCGUACGAUGCUGAGGCGCAGCAUGAGCAGCUUCUCAAACAAGCGAUUCAAACCAUGGAGGAAAAUAUUGUUCGGAGGGAGGGCUAUGUAAGCCCCUGGCACAGCGGCCACAUCAAAGACCAGAAGGAGGUCUACCUGAAGGAGCUGCUGGAGUACUGGGUGCCCAUCUAUCCAUGCUACCGCGAAGUCCGCUACGGUCUGAUGGGCGAUGGCGGCAAGUGGUUGUGCAAUGCGCACCGGCUCAACGAGCAAAGCGUCAUCUACAGCAUAGGGAGCAAUGCGCAGACGGACUUCGAAAUGGAACUGAUCGGUGCCACUGGAGCGGAGGUCCACGUCUUCGAUUGCACAUUGAAGGAGGCAGACGUGGUCAAAGUGUCCAGCCUGUCCCCGCUACUGUUCUUCCACCCCUGGUGCCUCGCAGAGAAAACGAAUCUGGAGAAAAACGUUUACAGCCUGACGGACAUUAUGUUCAACCUCGGCCACCCGUUUCUGGACGUGCUGAAAGUUGACUGCGAGAGAUGCGAGUUUACCAGCUUCAAGUCCUUCUUGUCACGCCUGGUCUAUGAGCGCUCCAAUCCACCUGUCGGUCAGUUUCUGGUGGAGACCCAUAACGAUGCCAGAGACGACCACAAACUUGUUGACACGUUCCUGAGGGAGUUGGAGACCGCGGGGUUUCGGCUGUUCCAUAUGGAACCCAAUUGGCGCUGGUGGCCGCAAGGCGCCGAAUGGGCGUUUGUGAAUCCGUCAAGAUUGAAAUAGGCGAAGCGUGUAAGCAUCAAUGUCGCAUCCCAAGUUGGUCAAUCAAAAGGAACAGUUUGAAUAGGAAGCAGAAGUACAGACGCCCCCGAUCUGCCCACGUACACAAAGCAGCCUACUCGUGAAAAAAACUGAGCCACGCAAAAACGUUUGUUGUUUGGAUUAGCUGAUUGACCACAGCCAUUUUGACGGUAUCCAAAGCCUCGAUCCAGAUAAAUGAUUUAGUCAUACGUGGAAGGUCACACAUUUAUCGUUUAGUACGUUUUAAAUAUAGUAGCGAGUAUUGAACACCAUGUGCAGGGCCGGGUGUAUUGUUUUAAGCGACCUUUGGCUGGACUAGGUUCGAUCAAAAUAAAGCGGAACAGGCUCGUAUAUUCACUCUCAUGGACAUAGUUCCCUUGUCUAUAAAGGAUUCAACUUAACACUAGUUGCGCCUUCAUGUAUAAUAUGCUGCAAAUUUGAAGACAGAAUACGCUC